AUGGUUGAGUCAAAUAGUCCGGCAAUGGCUGGUGGUCUCCGAAUGCGAGAUUUUAUUCUUGCAAUCAAUGGUAAGAAUGUAACAGAUGUGCAUGAAAAAAUAAUUAGAAAACUAAUAAAUCGAGCACGAGAUUCCAAAAGUAUGGUUGAAUUGCUUGUCUGUCAAGAAGAUAUUUAUGAGAAUACAAGAUGUAAGUCAAAAUUGAAUGAUCUCUCCAGAGCUACAAGAUUUGAAACACCGACAACAAUGCCUAUUGAAUAUAUUGAAUUUUCAAAAAAUCGACUACGUACAUGCACAAUUGUAUUAAAUGCUGAUCAGAAUUCAUCGUUUGGUAUUGAAACAGCUCGUGGUCAAAAAGGUAUCGGUUUAUAUAUUAUAUAUGUUGUACCCAAUUCACCAGCAGCAUUAGCCGGAUUACGAAACUCAGAUCGUAUUGUUAAAAUUAAUGGUGAAAAUAUCGAUAAAGAUAAAAGCGAAUCCAUAAGAAAAAAAAUCAAAUCCGCUAGGAUAAUAAAUGGUGCUAUCGAAUUAUAUGUUGCUGAUACUCAUGCAUACAAAACAUACAAAGAUUCUACAAGCGAAAAUAAAACAUCAAGUGGGACACUCUCGAGAAUAGCUGAAAGAUGUCGUCGACGAUCAUCUACCAGUAAGACAUUAAAUACUAAUCAGAAUGAGUUACUGACUUAUUUUAAAUUCUAA
Rotaria sp. Silwood2 is the source of this 699-nucleotide messenger RNA. Lineage: Eukaryota; Metazoa; Rotifera; Eurotatoria; Philodinida; Philodinidae. The record is from the annotation of a GenBank genome assembly.